Molecule: messenger RNA, 2668 nt
Organism: Sinocyclocheilus grahami
Lineage: Eukaryota; Metazoa; Chordata; Actinopteri; Cypriniformes; Cyprinidae
Product: josephin-1
Exons: 5
Coding region: 566-1402 (278 amino acids)
Biological process (GO): protein deubiquitination
Molecular function (GO): cysteine-type deubiquitinase activity
Source: RefSeq, a predicted model, not a curated record
CAAGCCAGCGGAAAGCCAUUGACGUUUUGCGCAUGCUCACGUUGAGCCAGAGAGCUGCAAGGAAAAAGUACAAGAGACAAAGGAAUAAACAACUCUGGGAGUGGACGCGAAAACGCCAAGUUAGAGGAACGAAAGCAGCCGAGCCUGUAACAUCGUAUACAGACAGGUUCUCUCUGCGGUUCUCACGGUGGUCUACUAUGGCAGUUGCCAGGGUCCUGCACUGCUGACCCAUUUAGUCCCAGUCAGCUGUACAAGUCAUGCUGUAAGUCUUUUCCACCCUGAGGUCGGCCAAAAUGGAAAGAACUGCUCUGCCCUAGUGGUUACUAUGGUGCUUGGCAGGUCUUUGUGCAAUAACAACAUGAAGAGCACAGAAAGAGGACACAAUCGAAUCUGCUUCUGAGAAGAUCCAUCGGUUUCCACUUGUGUUUUUGUUCUUUUCACUGAUUCACUGCAAGGUGCGCUUGGCUCACCUUUCACUCCAGUAGCUAUCUCCCCUCCCCUUGCCACUCAUCCCGAGCAGCUGAGAGGUUGCUGUGGAGAUGAUAGUGGUGACAUAGCAGCAGGAAUGGGGAGUACUCCAUGUUCUGGUAAGGGGAGGGGGGUCGGGGGGUUUCAGGAGCUGGGCUGUAUGCCAUGGAAGGUCAGCAAGCAGAAAGGAGAAGCCAUCGGUGGACGCGGGUCCGAGCUAGAGGAUAGGCCGAAUGCUGGAACGCCCCCCACCUCGUCACAACCUCCCACCAUUUAUCAUGAAAAGCAGCAUCGGGAGCUGUGCGCUCUGCACGCCCUAAACAAUGUCUUCCAGGACGGAGCGGCCUUCAGCCGUGAUGCACUUCAGGACAUCUACCAGAGGCUCUCCCCUAGCACUUUGGUAACGCCCCACAAGAAAAACAUGCUGGGAAAUGGCAACUAUGAUGUGAACGUCAUCAUGGCUGCAUUGCAGACGCGUGGGUUUGAGGCUGUUUGGUGGGACAAGAGAAGGGAUGUCGGCAGCAUUGCACUACCGAACGUCACUGGAUUCAUCUUGAAUGUGCCAUCCAAUCUGCGCUGGGGGCCGUUGCGACUGCCCCUCAAGCGCCAACACUGGAUUGGAGUUCGAGAAGUGGGAGGAGUCUACUAUAACUUGGACUCCAAACUGCGCAGUCCUCAUGCUAUUGGAACAGCUGAUGAACUGAGCUAUCGUUCUGAUUGUUUCACAGGAAGUUUUUGCGUCACCAGCUUCGAGGGAAGAACUGUGAACUCCUAUUGGUUGUGCCAGAGGAGGUGGAAGUCCACCAGACGUGGAGGUCUGAUAACUGAUGAAUGUUUUGGAUCGUUUUUUUGUUGUUGUUUUUUGUUUGUUUUGGAGGUUUCUCAAAUUCAUGCUCGGGAGGGAAAAAUGAGGUUCAAUCAAGGACCCAUUUAAAGAGCAAAUGGAGUUGUACUCAACUAGUCAUGAAAGCACACUGCUCAGACUUGUUUACACACACGCUGGACUCUUGCCAUGGAGACUGAAGCAGCAAAGGACACACACACAGGGAUAUCACAAGACAACAAAACACUACGCAGAGAAUUUUGUUUGGUAUUUGGGAUUCUGAUGCAUUUUUUUAUACAUUGAUUAUUUCUUUUACUUUGUACUGUUUUCUGACUUGAAAGUGAGAGGUUAUGGAAUUAUUAGUGAUGUGUUCUCGUGCAUCAGCUGCCGUCCUCGCUACUUUCCAUGUGAUUUCCCGUGCAUCCAUGUGAUCAUCUGAACCGCCACACAUUACAGGUCACCGAAAAGGUAUUCGUUUGACCAACUAGAUUUUGUUUAACACAGGGGUGCAUAUGUACUAAUUUAGUGCAUGUACUUGAAGAUUUAGAGAAGGAACACCAGUAGCCCCAGCUUAACCGUUUCCUACAUAUUUAAUGGCAUAGUGACAGAUGAGAUGUUUUCUGUGUAUCACAGUACAGCAUGGCACCACAGUAAUUGGAUGUUUUGUGUUCGUUUCCUAUAACAUAUGUUACCAAAACUGUCACUUGUUAAUCUCUUACCUUAAACGGUUGCUCUGGACACCCUUUUCUUGUUAGACCGUUAAGGUUAGACUUGUAGAAUCCUAGACUACAUGUAGGAAAAUAAAACAGGUGAGCAUUGGUAGUAAAAAAAAAAAAGUUCAACUGCCAAAAACUGUGUUGUUAAUUGAAACGGUUGUAUGUACUUUUAAAAUAGCAAAUGCUGAAAUAAGAGUUAGAAAGGUUGAGGUCUCUGAAAUCUUGCAAAGUUUAUUCAUCUUUGAUUGAUAUUGGAUUAACAUGGCCUUAAACUGUUUACAGAGGGAGCUGAUUUACACAAAGGGAAGUCUAAUAAUGCAUCUCAGGUUAUCUUCAGAUCCAGCUUGAUUAAAUUUCACUUGUUAAACACCGAUCUUCAACAUAUUAUGGAAAACACUUCAAAUAGAUUAUAGACACUCGAAUCAGAUACUACAACUUAAAAGGAACAUUCCACAUGUCCAUACACAGGGUGCUUUGUAAUACUGUAGAAAUGAAUAGAUUCCUUUGCCAUGACAAUCUAAAUCCCCACAAUCCAUUUUUCAGGGGGACGGAAACAACAUGUGCUCAUGCCAUUGUUUUCCAUUCAAAUAAAAUGCUUAUGAUGGCACUUUAUGUAUGAUGUAAAAUGUGCUGUGACAUCAUUAAAAUGUCUUUGUAUGUA